This is a messenger RNA of Exophiala xenobiotica, 728 nucleotides long. RefSeq lists its product as uncharacterized. The transcript has 2 exons. Gene Ontology annotation, molecular function: acyltransferase activity, transferring groups other than amino-acyl groups. NCBI's taxonomy places the organism in Eukaryota, Fungi, Ascomycota, Eurotiomycetes, Chaetothyriales, Herpotrichiellaceae. The record is from RefSeq and is a predicted model, not a curated record. The coding region runs from base 24 to 728 and encodes 234 amino acids.
CAAACGUCCACAGCCUCCACAAAAUGCAUAUCAGGCCAGCUAAUCCCCAAGACCUUCCUGAUUGCGCUACCAUUGCAAGGGACGCCAUGUUUGACGAUGACUUGACUGUGUAUUUAGCCCCUUAUCGCCAUACCCAUCCAGAAUGUCUGCGUCAGGGUGUUCUCCGUCGUGUGAAGAAAAGGUACUACGAUGACCACACUACACUAGUCGCUGUGACCGAUGAGGACGAUGCGGAAUGGAACGGGAUUGAAAAGGUAGUAGGCUACCUCUCCGCAGGCUCGAGUAUGCACAAGGAACAGAAUACUCGGCGAUUGUUUUCUUGGAAGGCAUUUGAGGUUCGACUUCUUCGCCUAGAAGAACUCUUCAUCUGGUAUACCAACUCCGACAGGUCAAUCUCGCAAGCGAAGUGGCUUGAGUACUGGAGAAGCACCGCAAGUGGGACUAGAGGUCCGCUUGCUGAGAUCAAGGAGUACUGGGAGGUCGACCAUCUGUCGGUUGCCCCAGCCUCCCAUCGACGCGGCAUUGGGUCGGCCUUGGUCGAGUACGUAAAACGUAUUGCAUCCACGGACAACCUCCCUGUUGUUUUAUUCGCCAGUGUCAAAGGUAGGCCCAUGUACAAGAGAGCUGGCUUCCUUGAACUUGGACCGGCAACCUUAGGGACAGGACAUGUCAGCGAAGCCAUGGCCUGGUAUCCCGGCAGUCCGACCUCGUCAAAUCGGCUCGAAUAG